AAAUUAAAUUUAUAUAUUCCCUUCUUUCUUACAAAAAGAAGAACAAGAGUACUUUGGUCGGCCGGCGCAUAAAACCAGAUCUCUUCUCCCCCGACUAAAACCUUCUCCAGAUCAGUCUAUUAAAAGCACGCUGUCCUGUCCUCACCCAGAAGAUAAAAGUUUCGAUUUUUAUUUAUAACAACUUUAGUGGAGAAACCAAGAUGAUGGAGUAUGAGAAUGGGAAGAAGAGGAAAGUUCGGAACAGACAGCAGCACCAAACCAAACCACACUUCUUGUCUCUAAGGUAUCUAACGACAUGUCUCUGCUGUUUCUUCGUCUUGCUCUUCUUCUUAUUAUCCUCCGACCGUAUCUCCGUCCGUUCCGAUUCUCUCAGACCCUCUCUCCGCGUCCCUGCUCUCUCCGUCUUAUCUUCCAUGGAUUCGAUUCAGCGCUCCUUUCACGGUAGAUUCCCUCCGCUGAGCAUCCAAGACAGAGUCCAGUUCCCCGACCACGUGCUGCUGCUGAUUCUCUCCGCUAGAAUCGGGAGAGGUGGGAAGGAGCUAGUUUGUGUUUAUCAUCACGGAGGAAGAAAGGAAGAGACUUUGGUGUUGUUGCCGUCGAUCUCUAGCGAUGAAUUCGAUGAGUUCAGAUCGGUUGUUCGGUGCCCUAACGCUCCUUUAAACUAUUCUUCGUCUGUUGAUCUCCAAUUCAAAGGAGAUUUGGUUAAGAAGAAGAUGAGUGAUGAUGAGAAGAAGGUUCGUGAUUGGGCGAAAGUUGGUUACGAGGCGGUGAUUGACGGCGACGACACGGUUGUUGUGUUUGUGAAAGGAUUGACUCGAAGACCUCACAAGGAGUCAGAUCCUUCUUACUACAAAUGCCAGUUCGAGACACGUGUCGAAGUUUUGGUAACUCAAGCUCUCGCCGCGGCGCAAGAAGUCGUGAGGUGUGUUUUGCCUGAGAGCUUGAAGGUUAAUCCGGAGGAGUUUCGUGUGAGCGUGAUCCACGUCGAUCCUAGAGGAAGAUCUACCCCUGCUUUACCAUCCGUUGCGAGAGUCUACAGUUCAGAGAAGAAGAAGAGUAGUGUGGUGAAGAGGGUGAAGAAGCAUGAGCUUUGUGUUUGCACGAUGCUAUGGAACCAAGCACCGUUCUUGCGUGAGUGGAUUAUGUACCACUCGUGGUUAGGCGUCGAGCGUUGGUUUAUAUACGACAACAACAGCGACGACGAUAUAAAAGAGGAGAUCGAGUUGCUCAACUCGGAGAAUUACAAUGUGAGCAGACACGUGUGGCCGUGGAUCAAGACUCAAGAAGCUGGUUUCUCGCAUUGUGCGGUUAGAGCGAAAGAGGAGUGCAGCUGGGUUGGAUUCUUCGACGUGGACGAGUUCUACUACUUCCCCACGCAUCGCUCUCAAGGGUUACCUAGCAAAAACGCUUUGAGCUCGCUAGUCUCUAACUACACUUCGUGGGGUUUGGUGGGAGAGAUCAGAACAGAAUGUCAUAGUUACGGUCCCUCCGGUUUAACCUCUGUUCCAUCGCAAGGCGUGACGGUGGGUUACACUUGCAGACAAGCGAACCCGGAGAGGCAUAAGUCGAUAAUCCGACCAGAGCUGCUGACGAGCUCGUUGCUCAACGAAGUUCAUCAUUUUCAGAUGAGGGAAGGAGUAGGGCAUAUGAGUUUAUUGGAGAGCGUUGCGGUUGUGAACCAUUACAAGUACCAAGUUUGGGACACUUUUAAAGCCAAGUUUCAGAGAAGAGUGGCUACUUAUGUUGUGGACUGGCGAGAGAAUCAGAACCAAGGGUCUAAAGAUCGAGCUCCGGGGCUUGGUACUGAGGCUAUUGAGCCGGUUGAUUGGAACAGACGGUUCUGUGAAGUGUGGGAUACUGGUUUGAAGGAUUUGGUUUUGUCUAAUUUUGCUGAUCAAGUGACUGGUUAUUUGCCGUGGCAGAGGCAACAACAGCAACAACUACAAGAAUGACUUUUUUUUUUUUUUGGUUACUUGGUUUGUGAGAUUAUGUACAUUUGACGAGUAUACAUUAAUAUUCUCUUCUUUUGUUUUUAUUUUUUGGUGGGGAUAAUUGAAAUGGUUUCUAUUUUUGAUUUUUUUAGUUUACCACAUUUGUAAAUUUCAGUUAUUUUUUUAUUCUUCUUACAUGAAUUAAUAUUUUGUUUACAAAUGUA
Molecule: messenger RNA, 2155 nt
Organism: Raphanus sativus (radish)
Lineage: Eukaryota; Viridiplantae; Streptophyta; Magnoliopsida; Brassicales; Brassicaceae
Product: glycosyltransferase family 92 protein At1g27200
Exons: 1
Coding region: 201-1952 (583 amino acids)
Source: RefSeq, a predicted model, not a curated record